Molecule: messenger RNA, 1736 nt
Organism: Rhinichthys klamathensis goyatoka
Lineage: Eukaryota; Metazoa; Chordata; Actinopteri; Cypriniformes; Leuciscidae
Gene: apol1
Product: apolipoprotein L, 1
Exons: 11
Coding region: 248-1657 (469 amino acids)
Biological process (GO): lipoprotein metabolic process; lipid transport
Cellular component (GO): membrane; extracellular region
Molecular function (GO): lipid binding
Source: RefSeq, a predicted model, not a curated record
AGCAAGAAAGCCAAGGGCGGAGUUAAUAACAUUUCGAUACUUCACACUGCGAGGCAAACCACUGCACGUCAAAAGAAAAUAACAUGGAAACAAUUUAAGGAUGACCUCCCAGUUCAAAGUGAACCUUCAGCAUGUGAUGAUGUUUGGUCUGACCGCAACAUCAUGAGUGUUUAAUAGUCCUAUUUUUACUCUUCUGACUCUCAGUCCUUUUAUCUGUUUCUUGGUCCUCUCUUAGGACAUUCUUAUAAUGGACAGAGAACUUUUUAAAAUCGAUGACAACUGUGGCGAGCCCUCCACUGCUGAACAGGGCAUGGAAAAAACACAAAAGUUCUUGGAGUCCACUGAUAAACCUGACGUUAAACAGUCAAUAUCCAUGCAGGAUAUGGGUUCUGGUUUAGAUGCAGAGGAGCUGGUUGAUGUUGAGAGCCAAUCAACCCAUAAGAAGGGCGAUAGCAAUGAGGUCCUGGAAAAUAUUCCCGACACAGUGGCUGAGACACCUGGAGAAGAGGAAAAUACAAAACAAAAAGGACAAAAGAAGAAAUCCAAAAAUCCAUUUAUGCCCCAGGUUGUACCAAAGAACAAAACAACGCAGAAAAAGAAUGGAAACCAAAAUGGAGGCGGAGGCAGUGGCGGUGGCAGUGACCUUGCAGAGACUAAAGGACACAAGAAGUCCCUCAUGGAAUGGCUAGAUGAGUUCCGUUUAAGUGAAAAUGAGAAAGAGGAUGAGGAGGAUCUUGAUGGCCUCAUGGAUUGGUGGAACACUGUGGAACAAUGGGAGGACAUGCCCAAAAGUGACAACAUGACAGAGAAAGAGGAAGCCAAGGCUUUUGCUGUAACUGCUGAGAAGGUGCAAAAAGGCAUUUGCGUGUUUAAUAAACUUUUCUCAGAGAGAGCAGAAGGACUAUGGCAGCAUGUGAUUGACCUGCAUGCCAUUGCCGAUGGCCUGGACAGAUUCAACAAGAAGACUAAAAUCGCCCAGAUCACCGGUGGCUCCACCAGCGCUGUGGGAGGUGUUGCUACCAUAACUGGCCUCAUCUUGGCACCUUUCACCAUGGGAACCUCUCUGAUUGUCACUGCGGUUGGCCUUGGUGUUGCCAUGGCAGGCGGGCUUACCUCUGCCUCCGCUGGGAUAUCCAGUACCGUCAACAACUCAAUGGAUCGCAAGAAGGUGGAGCGCAUUGUGGAAGACUACAAGGUGAAGAUGGCUGACCUUAACAAAAGCAUGAAGUUCAUCAAGCAAGGCAUUACAAACCUACGCAAGUUCAACCUGAAUAAGAUGAAGAAGCAUGCCUAUAAUCGAGACUUCCCUUGUUUCGACAAUAUUUAUGAGGAUGGUGCCAUGGCGGGCAAAGCUAUUCUAACUAACGCCAAUGAGAUUAUGCGUGUGAUGCAGAUAGCCAAUGUAGCAGGAACCACUGCAGCACGUGCUGUGCAGAUUGCUAGUAUAUCCACAGGGGUUUUGACUGGGCUUUUUGUCGGAAUGGACAUCUACUUUGUGGCCAAAGACUCUCAUGAGCUUAAAAAUGGUGCAAAGUCAGAAUUUGCUGCGAAAAUCAGAGAGGUGGCAGACCAGCUACAGGAGGGCUUGGUGGAACUUAACAGCAUCCGAAAUGAUUUGCAGUUGACCACCACUCUGAAAGAAGACAAACUUCUAUAAACACUCCUCUGGCUUUAUUAAUACCUUCACACUAGAUGUUUACAAAUUAUAUAGUUAUAUAACUACACUGGCUUCCUUA